Antechinus flavipes (yellow-footed antechinus) is the source of this 6706-nucleotide messenger RNA. It is a transcript of the gene AMIGO1, whose product is annotated as adhesion molecule with Ig like domain 1. The transcript has a single exon. Gene Ontology annotation, molecular function: protein binding. Gene Ontology annotation, biological process: brain development. Bases 1454 to 2938 code for a protein of 494 amino acids. Lineage: Eukaryota; Metazoa; Chordata; Mammalia; Dasyuromorphia; Dasyuridae. The record is from RefSeq and is a predicted model, not a curated record.
CAUGCGCCCUCGGCACGCGCCCUCGCCGCCCGGGGCUCUGCCCGCAGCCCGGGGAGCAGCUGAGACACAAACACUCGCACGUGCGCCCCCGCCCCUCCCCGCGCACGCGCCCCGGGCCUCCGCGCGCACCCUCCCCCCAUCCCGGCUUGCUCCGAUCCAGUGCCUCCUGCAGCUCCAGCCCCAGCCCCGCGGCAGACCUGGCCAGAGAAGACAGUGGCGGCGUCUGCGGGCUCCCGGUGAGCGGCGGCUGUGACCGAGACAGUGACAGAGGCUGAGGCGGCGGCGGCGGCGGCAGCGGCAGCGGCAGCGGCAGCGCUGGUGAGGAGGCGGCUGCGGAGAGCGGGCGGGGGGUGGGGGGCGAUGCCGCCGGCCCCAGCCCCGAUCCCCGACCCCGGAGCACCGCGGGCUGUGUCCCAGGCCGGCCUCUGAGGCGCGCGCAGGACCGAACCCUCCGGGCUAGUCCCGACCCAGCAGGUGCGGCGGCGCCGCUGACCCUGCCCGAGGAGAUGGUGGGCGCUGCGGGGGGCGGGCCCGGGCAGCUCCUGUGACCCCGCCCGGCCCUAGACCUGGCCGCACAGUCCUGGGAUCACCCCCCUCCCCAGUAGUGGACGGCCCUGGGACCCCUCCCCUUUCUGAGCCAACAGCGUCGGGACGCCCCCACCUUAGCAGACAGUUCUGGGACCAUUCUCUCCCCACCUCUCCUCGCCCCCAGCAGACAGCUGUGAAAUACCCCCCCACACACAUACCCUGAGCAAACUGUCCUAGGAGAACGCUCCAGUGCCCCUGAUCAAACAGCUCUGGGACACUUUCUCCCACACACUGGUCACACUGACCUGGUGACCCCUUCCAGUUCUGCAGAGAGCCUGGUGACACCCCCUCCUGAAGCAAACAGCCCCUGGAAGCCUCUUCCCCCACCCCUGACCGGACAGCCCUGGGAUUCCCCACCCCAGGACCCUGGGCAGACAGGGCCCCUCUCAAGGCUGGACCAGCCCAAGGACUGCCCUCAUCAGCUUGAACCUUCCCCUCUAGACGGGCCAGAGAGUGCUGUCACCUCCACCCCCAGCUCACAGAAGUGACCCUCCCCACACACACCCAGUCUGCCUGGAGAGCCUGGGGCCACACACCGGGCCCCAGAUUUCCUGGCCCACCUGUUUGCCUCCUUGUCCCUCUCAUACGAGAGGCGCCCAGCCAGGCAGGCAGCCUUUGCGCUCUCUCACCUUAGAGAGCCUUCAUCGCCCCUACCCAGAUAGUACCUGGUAAAGUUCCUGAGAGAUCUCUCUCACGUCAGUCUGUUUAUUGUCUCUGUGUAUGCCCUGAUGACCAGACUUCAGCAAAUAUGUUCCUACUGAUAAUGACCCCCAUUCCCUUGAUCCUUUCCCCAUUAGAACAUUUCCAGUUACUCUUUCCUCUAGGCCUCCCACUGUGAUAUUCCUCCCCCCCUACCAGUGACACUAUGCAACACCAGAGUGGUUGCCGAGGCAUCUGGCUCCUGCCCCUGUCCCUGUUCCUGUCUAGCCUUGGGGUGGCCAGAACCGGGCGCUCCCUUCUCAGCUGUCCUACAGCCUGCCUUUGUGCCAGCAACAUCCUCAGCUGCACGAAACGGGACCUGGUGAAUGUUCCACAAUCUCUGCCCCGCUACACGGCACAACUGGAUCUUAGCCACAACAAUCUGACCCACCUUCGGGCCCAGUGGACCUCCAUACGCCUGAUCCAUCUUCACUCGUUGUUCCUCAGCCAUAACAACCUGCACUUCAUCUCCACGGAGGCCUUCUCCCCAGUGCCCAAGCUGCGCUACCUGGACCUCUCCUCCAAUCAUUUGCGGACCCUGGAUGAGUGCCUGUUCAGUGAACUUCAGGAGCUGGAGGUAUUGUUAUUGUACAACAAUCGAAUUAUGGAGGUGGACCGCAGCGCCUUUGAUGACAUGGUCCACCUACAGAAACUCUACCUGAGCCAGAACCAGAUUGCUCGAUUUCCUGUAGAACUGGUCAAGGAUAGGUCCAAGCUGCCCCAGCUGACCCUCUUGGAUCUAUCUUCUAACAAACUGAAGCUGUUACCCACGUCUGAUCUGCAAGACCUGCCAGCCUGGAUGAAAAAUGGCCUGUACCUGCAUAACAACUCCCUCACCUGUGACUGCGAGAUAUACAAGCUCUUCACCCACUGGCAGUAUCGCCAGCUGAGCUCGGUGGUAGACUUUCAGGAGGAUCUGUACUGUGUACAUUCCAAGAAGACGCUCAGCGUCUUCAACAUGAGCAGCACCCUGAACUGCAGCGAGUUCAAGGAGUGCGCGUUUGAAGCCCACCUUGGGGAGACCCUGACCAUCAGCUGCGACACCAAGCAGAAGGGGAUGAGCAAGGAAUGGGUGACGCCAAACAACGAAAGAGUACUGGAGGAGGCGGGCAACAGCACCGCGAGGAUGUUGAAAGACGGUAGCCUGCAAUUGCGACACAUUCGGGUGGAGGAUCAGGGACUGUACACCUGCUACGCGGUAGGGGAGGUGUUCAAUGAAACGUUGUCUGUGGAGGUGAAAGUCCACAACUUCACCCAGCAUGGACCUCAUGACACUCUCAACACAGCCUACACCACGCUGGUGGGCUGUAUCCUCAGCGUGGUCCUGGUCCUGAUCUAUCUGUACCUCACCCCCUGCCGCUGCUGGUGCCGCGCUGGGGAGAGACCUGCGAGCCAUCAGGGAGAUAGUCUCAGCUCCUCCAUGCUUAGCACGACCCCCAACCAUGAUCCGAUGGCGGCUGGGGCUGGUAAGGACACUGGUUUUGACCGUCGAGUGGCCUUCCUGGAACCCACAGGACCCGGGCAGGGCCAAAAUGGCAAACUAAAGCCUGGCAACACCCUCCCCGUGCCUGAGGGGACCAAGGGGCAGAGGAAAAUGUCUGAUCCGGAGUCAGUCAGCUCAGUCUUCUCGGACACACCCAUUGUGGUGUGAGGAGGGUGGGGUUGAUGGGAAGAUCCCCUGGAAAGAGGUAAUGGUCACCUCCAAAGGAUGUAAGGGGAAAGAAGAGGGCUGCCUGAGUGGGGGGGGGGGAUCCUCCCCUGUCCUCAAGGGAAAUGGGCACAGAUACAACAUCAGGCAAGAAGCCCCACCUCCAUCCCUGGGUGUAGAAGAUUUUCAAAUACAGAUCUGUAACUCUCAGGCAAACGCUGCACCCCUAUUCAAAGUUCUAGCAAGUUCUGAUGAUGAAGGAACAUGUCUAAUAGGUGGGUCUAGUGGGAAAUAGAUUCCCUAAGCUUUUACUACAUCAUCUUCGACCCAUAAGAAAGUGGUCAUUAUCCAAGCAUUUGAAAAGAAAAAAAGUUUUUUUUUUUAAACAAUAUCUUCUUCCACCUCUACCCAGGGAUUUGGGGUGGGACUUAAUGGGAACAGAUUUGGGCAGUUGGCCUAAGUCUAGUAGUUUUCAGCUGCAGGUAUAUCCUCUUUGGUUAGGAACCUACAUCUCUAUAGACAGGGAAAUUGUAAACCUUAAGGAAGGAGAUAGGAAAAAAACAAAAGGCCCUUGAAUCAAGAGUGACCCCCAAAGCUGUUCUGAAACUUUUCCAUCUUCCUCUUUCCCAAGAAGAAUUAAGUAGGUGACUGCAUCACAGAAGCAAAUAACCAGCAUGAUGCUAUGGUCAACUAGGGACCCCUUAUAACCAGUAUAAGCUUAUAGAGGGCAAUGAUAUAAUGGAGUGCAUCAUUGGGGGAUUAUCAUUGGUAGAAGGUGCUGUCUGGGGUGAACUGGGUUGUUUGGGUCACAGCUUAGAACGCCUCAAAACAUACUCCUGGGGAGAACAGUGGGGAUUCUGACUCUGAUCUCUUUUCUGCUGUGCAUUUGUACUUGACAAGGUCUACUGAAUAUCACCUCAGGCAGGGCCUUUGCAGGCACCUGGUGUGAAGGAUGAUUGAGUGAAGAGCAAGGAGAAGUGGGAGGACCCGAAGGAAACUUGCCCAGCAUAAGGAGGAGGCUAAAUCAGCCUCCAUUUCGUGAAGCCUUGUAUGAUCUAUCUAGUUUUUUCCCCUUGCUUUUGGAAAAGAUGAACUUUCUCUCUACAGCACAGUGGGGGAAGGACCCAUAGGGGGCCUACAAUCCUUUUGAGUAGAUUGGUGUUUGGGUGAAGGGAAGGGGUAAUUACAAUGUAAAGUGUCCUUGAAUUGGCAAGGCUUCCUUCUCGGGUCUAGGCUGACUGAUGGUGAUCUUCACUCGGCUCUCACCACUGCGAGGCUGGAGUAAGGGAUUAGCUGUGCACAAGGCUUGAGAGGAAUGGUCUGUCCCAGAAUGGACACUUUGGGGUACAUAUAUGCUUAAAGUGCUCCAAUUGCCCCCCCCCCUUGCAAGCAGUCCUACUGUAGGUCAGAGAAACUGAAUCAAACCUACAUGAGGCUGCCACCUUUGUCUCAGUGGUGGUGGAAUUUCCUCACUGGUUGUGGGUCGGGAAUAUGUGGUGAUGGGUAGAGUCCUUCUAAGGUUGGAAACUAGCUUGGGACCAAGAAGGUGACUGUAUGCUGCAGCUCUUCUCCCAGGCUCUAUCAUGUAGUCUUUUCAACAACAUUUCAGGUUAUUCUGAGCAUUGGAGGCAGAGCUACAGGAAGAUUGAAGAUGAGGAAAAAUAUAUCUCUUUUCCUUUACAUUUUUCAGUCUGCUUCUUCCCUCCCGGUCUUGGCCCUGUGUUCUCUCCUCCCAAUGGCUUUCUGCCUAGGGAAGUGUGUACUUUCCACUUGGCUCAGACCAGGGAUGCUCUCUCCAGGCAUUUGAACUGCUUUCUGGGUCCCAGUAGGAGGUAUUCCUAAGUUGGCAUCUUCUAGGGGAAUCCAAGGUCAGAGAUUCAGAUCCGAAAGGGGCCUCAGAGGUCAUCUGUGAGAGAGUUGGAAACAAGCCUCGGGAGGUCUGAUGACUCCAACAAUGUCACACAUAGAGGGUGAAGGUUGCCAGUCACUUGCACAAGGUCGUUCCAUCUACCUAACAGGAUUAGGGCAGGGGACUAGCACUGGAGAUGCUGCCCUCAUCCAUCCUUGGGCUCUUCAGACUGUAUUCCACCUCUUUCAGCAGUAGAGAGAUGCAGCAUUUCCCUAGUUAUUUACAGCUUAUAGGUAUGCAUGCACACCAGCAUUUUGGCAUUGACCUAGACAGUGUGUCUCCUUUGAUUUUUUCCGAUGCCCAGUUAUCCCCACAUUCACACAGCUUUAAAAAUAUAAUGUAUUCUAGCAAAGGCUUCCUGAUGGUCCUGCAAUAUCCCUUCAGUAUAAAAUCACUUGGACUUUCCCUCCCUGAACUUCACGGAGCUUCACCCCUUUUCUGAGAGGCAUUGCAGCACAGUGGGUAGAGACUGAAUUUAGAACCUGAAUUAGACACCAGCUGUGCAAUCUUGGGCAAGGCACUUAACUUCUCUGUCUUUCCUCAUCUGUAAAUUGGACAUAACACCUGCCUCACAGGGUUGUUGUGAGGAUCAAAUGAGAAAACACAUCAAGUGCUUUGCAAGCCAUCAAGUACUGUGUAAGCGUGUGCUAGUAUUACUGUUCUAUGAUCGAUGCAGUCACAUGACUUCCCUAUUCUUGCUGGUGUUUUGAGAAUGCCUUUGAGGGAAGGAAGAACUGGAAGCUGAAACCGGGUCUCAGCUCCUUGGAAAUUUUACUUUAAUCUAAGAUAUCCUUAGGCAAGAGCCAUGAGAUUCCAAAAUGGCAUUUCCCUUGGAAGUGUCUUAGCAAGGCUCAGAGUAUGAGGGAGAGACAGAGAUAGAUGGACAGGAUAGCAGGCCACUCUGUCACCUUUUCCUUGUCAAGUGCCAUGGUAAGACUAGGGAUCUCUACCAUUGGCUAGGAAUAGGAGGAAAGAGUUAAAAUGAAUUUCCUGUGACUGGUUGUCUUCUAAAGGUCUUAAUGGACAUUUCCUUCCUCGAAAUAAGAAGAAUUCCAGUCUCAGAUUUAUCAGGGAAUCGGGCAAGUUGAACUUUUUGAGGUUCUUUUGGUUUGUUUUUUUGAGGCUGAACUCUGUCCGAGGUUCUGAGAAUCUCCAGAAAGAUAAGUGAAAUGAACUAGAUUCUGGAAACAUUCCUAGUGACCCAGAUUUCUGGCUAGUUAACUGACCAGCAGACUGAUUCCCUGCAAAAUGAAGAAAGUCCCUGUUUGUUUUUCUAAGGCCUGUUAAUGGAUAGACGUAUGUAUGAUUAGCAGGCUCUAUUCUGAUUGCUGUUGAUAGAACCUCUUCCCUCCCCCGCUCCAAUGGCUUUCUGCCUAGGGAAGUGUGUACUUUCCAUCCUAGGGGUUCAUUGGUGCCUACAGAGAGAAUGAUCAGGGCACUGGUAGAAAGAAAGCUGAAGGGACUGCCCACAAGACAGAAAAAAUCCUUGGAAGCAGGUGUCCCUGAAGACUGAAUGUGACAUUGCUGCACAAUCUGUGUUUAUGUGUAAUCUUUUUUUCUUUACUUGUAUUCGUGGGGUUCUCAGAAAGGAACGGAGAAGGAAGAGCUACCUCGUCCUGACCAGGCAGGUAGCUGAAAGCCUGUUGGAUCUGACUUUGAGUGUUUCUGCCCUCCCCCGCCCCACCAGCCCUGGUCCCCUUGCUGGCAAAGCAAAUGAGGCCCUUUGUGUCCAGGUUCCCUCUCCUCCCACUUGUGUAUAUCCAGGCUGGCAGACCCCACAGCCUCCUGACUCCACCAUCUGUCUGAGCCUCUGCUCUGAAGAAUAGACAGUGAUCAUUAAACCAGGCAUGAGUCUGUUCGUA